AUGCGAGAUUAUUCGUUUACCUCUGAAGAACCUGGAGUCUUAGUACCUGAGACACAGAUAAAUACCGAUGAAGAAGAUGUCGUUCGUCAUCGUGAAGACCAGCCCCUGCUUCACGCUCCCGAUGAGGAGACCUGGAAACCCCCACGAGGGUUUACAUGGAUUCAGCUAGCCAUCAUGUCCAACGUCUUUCUCUAUGGGCUUGACAGUACUAUCACUGCCGCCACAUACGCUGUCAUCAGCUCCGAAUUUGAUGCGGCCAACACAGCCUCAUGGUUAACUACUUCGUAUCUUAUCACGAGCACGGCGUUUCAGCCGCUCUAUGGAAGAGUGUCUGAUAUUUUUGGUCGACGUUUGUGCUUCUUUAUAUCAACUAUCACCUUUGCUCUUGGGUGUCUUGGGUGUGGUGUUGCGAGUAAUGUGGUUUUCCUCAACAUCAUGAGGGCAUUGACUGGCUUUGGUGGAGGAGGUCUGAUGACAAUGGCUACCAUUGUCAACUCAGACAUGAUUCCAUUCCGUAAACGUGGAAUGUAUCAAGCUCUUCAGAACGGUAUCUAUGGGUUUGGAGCCAUAUCUGGAGCCUGCUUUGGAGGCUCAAUUGCAGACCACAUAGGAUGGCGAUGGUGUUUCCUGCUUCAAGCCCCGGUCUCGGUUGCAGCCUUGAUCAUUGGAGCUCUAGUCGUCUCUGACCAAACUACAUAUUCUGUAUCUGAGAGUAACCUGGAUACUGUUUGGAAGAGAGUUGACUUUACUGGGUCUCUAUUAAUGGUCUUGGCAGUCUCUGUUCAACUCUUAGGGCUAAGCCUUGGGGGCAACGAGCUCCCGUGGAGCAGUCCUUGGGUCAUUGGAUGUCUGGUCGGUAGCAGUGCUUUAUUCGUGUUGUUCUUUCUCGUCGAGGCAAAGACGAGUGCUAUUCCAGUUAUACCUCUUCGAUUGCUGCAAGGAAGGCUCCCCAUUUCGACGCAGUUCACUAAUGUCUGCGCAGGCAUGGCCGCUUAUGGUUAUCUAUUCAUGCUCCCGCUUUUCUUCCAAGUUGUUCUCCUUGACUCAGCUACCACUGCUGGGGCUCGACUUGCGAUUCCAUCUCUAGCGACUCCAAUUGGCGGUGUUAUUGCUGGUGUCGUAAUGUCUCGCUGGGGCAAGUUGCUCACUCUUGUGCGCAUCGGAGCCUUCUUGAUGGUAUUAGGGAAUGGCUUAGUGACUUCGCUACGGUUCCAAGACUCAAAGUGGAAGUACUUUAUUUAUGUCUUUCCAGCGAAUCUUGGCCAAGGCAUUAUUUAUCCCGGAAUUCUCUUUACUUCGCUUGCUUCAUUCUCGCAUUCUGACCAUGCAGUUACCGCCUCAACGGUGUAUCUCGUCCGUUCGAUGGGAACAGUUUGGGGCGUUUCGACUACUUCUGCCAUUGUGCAAACCACUCUUAGCGCCCGCUUGCCGGAAGCAUUGAGCGGCGUACCAGAUAAAUGGAGUAUCAUUGAGCAAAUUCGACACUCGGUCGAUUACAUCCACGAGCUCCCCUUAGACCUGCAACUCAAGGUUCGUUUAGUCUAUUAUGAUGGAAUCAGAUAUGCCUUUGGUGUCUCGACUGCCGUCGCUGUGGUAGGGUUCUGUGCCGCUUGCAUCGCCAGCGGAACUGGACUUCGAACUACUCACAAAUAG
This is a messenger RNA of Fusarium pseudograminearum CS3096, 1653 nucleotides long. RefSeq lists its product as uncharacterized. Bases 1 to 1653 code for a protein of 550 amino acids. Gene Ontology annotation, cellular component: fungal-type vacuole membrane. Lineage: Eukaryota; Fungi; Ascomycota; Sordariomycetes; Hypocreales; Nectriaceae. Gene Ontology annotation, biological process: transmembrane transport; basic amino acid transport. Gene Ontology annotation, molecular function: basic amino acid transmembrane transporter activity. The record is from RefSeq and is a predicted model, not a curated record. The transcript is spliced from 5 exons.